Messenger RNA from Nymphalis io (European peacock), 2196 nucleotides. It is a transcript of the gene Mrgn1, whose product is annotated as E3 ubiquitin-protein ligase MGRN1. Gene Ontology annotation, cellular component: cytoplasm. The record is from RefSeq and is a predicted model, not a curated record. Lineage: Eukaryota; Metazoa; Arthropoda; Insecta; Lepidoptera; Nymphalidae. Bases 146 to 2056 code for a protein of 636 amino acids. Gene Ontology annotation, biological process: protein ubiquitination. The transcript has 14 exons. Gene Ontology annotation, molecular function: ubiquitin protein ligase activity.
UACUGUCACUCUGAAAGUAUUUUCCUACUAUAAAAUAAUUGUCGACGAAUUGUUUAUUGUACCAAUAAUAUAUAUUCAUUUACUUUAUAGAUGUUGGAUAUAUAUUGCAUUUUAUAAGAUAACGAGAUAACAUUUGUAGUGAACAAUGGGUGCUUUAGCCAGUAGACAAAAUGCUGGUGUGGAGGAAGCAGAUGUUGUUUCCAAUCUUGCCUAUAAAUAUCCACCCAGAUCUGGUAACUAUUUUGGGAGUCAUUUUAUAAUGGGUGGAGAGAGGUUCGACACCCCACAACCAGAAGCAUAUUUGUUUGGUGAAAAUGCUGAUCUUAACUUUCUUGGUAGCAGACCCACACCAUUUCCAUAUCCACCACCACAAUCCAAUGAACCAACUAAAACUCUUAAAAGCCUCAUUAAUAUUAGAAAGGAAUCUUUGAGAUUUGUUCGCUGUCCAGAACCGAUUGGUAAAAUAAGUGAUACUAAUAAGAUAGGAGACGGAGUGACAAAGACUGUUGAAUGCAAUGGCAAGGGGACCUACUAUAAUAUUGAAUUUACAUUUGAUUGUGAUGUCCGAUGUGCUAUUACAGUAUUUUACUUCUGCACAGAGGAAGUUACCCCAACUGGAGUUGUUUACUAUCCCCGAGAUCCAUCUAUGACAUCUCAGACUUAUCAUUAUAAGAAAGGUGCCAACCAGCAGUUUUGUCAGAUAUCCCAUGUUUUUGAUCCUUCAAAACAGCCGGAGGAAGAUUUAUCCUACAAUGCUGACAGAGAAAUAAUUCCUAUUGCCAUAUAUUGUGUAGUGGAUGAAGGACAGGAUGAAAUACGACAAUCACACACAACUAUAGCGGUAGUGGAGAAACAUUCAGACGGCACCUAUGUCUUGAAAGCUCUUAAACAGAAGCUUUUUGUCGAUGGUCUCUGUUACUUGUUGCAAGAAAUCUAUGGCAUAGAAAACAAGAAUCUCGAUUCUAAGAUAACCGCGGAGGAGGAGACGGAGGACGGCGGCUCGGAGUGCGUGAUCUGCAUGUGCGACGUGCGCGACACGCUAAUCCUGCCGUGCCGCCACCUGUGCCUGUGCAACUCGUGCGCGGACUCGCUGCGCUACCAGGCCAACAACUGCCCCAUCUGUCGCGCGCCCUUCCGCGCGCUGCUGCAGAUCCGCGCGCUGCAGCGCCUCGCCAACCCCGCCGCGCCCGCCCCGCACCCGCACACCCCGCCAGACGGCAGCAUGGAGAACAUCCCGGCGGGCUACGAGCCGGUGUCGCUGCUGGAGGCGCUGAAUGGCCCCCCUCCCGCGCGCACUCGCGCCGCGCCCCCCGCGCCCGCCAUCGCCAGCCCCGACACCGACACCGCCUCGCAGGCUGCGGAGGCGCUGAACCGCUGCAACUUGGAGCGCAGCUCGUCCACCAGUCUCGGCAGCGGCGGCAGUCGGAAGCCUCACCACCCGCUCACACCCGAGUUCCGCAUGUCGGUGCUGCUGGCGCGCGAGGACGGCGCCCGCGAGCCGCGCGCCGCCACGCCGCUGCUGCACCGCCUGUCCAAGAGCUCGCUCAACUCGACGGCUCGCUCGGAGGAGGAGGCUGCGGGCGCGGCGGAGACGGAGCCCGACAGCGACGCGGAACGGCGCUCGCCGCUGCUCACUCAGCUCGCCAACGGGGCGGUGAGGACGGGCAGCAGCUGCGGCUCGGAGACGCUUCACGGGUCUCCGCUGGCGCACAUCGACGACACCGACACCGACGAGCCCGACCAGCCGGAUCAGACCGAUCUACCCGACACAGCAGACCAACUCGACCAACCGCUCUCGGACGGCGCGGGCGCGGCGGGCGACGACUCGGACUACUUCACGCCGGAGGAGCCCAGCCUCGCGCCAACCGAAAUAAUCGCGACCGCGCCGGGGGAGUGCACCCCGCAGCGUUGGGCGCUUCCGCACCGUGUCACCUCUCUGCCAGGCACGCCGCUGUCUCAGGCCAGCGUGCGCUCGUCGGGCGAGUCGUACAGCUCGGGCUCCAGCACGCGCGGGCUGCUGGCGGGCGCUCCGCUGGCGGCCGAGCCGGCGUGCUAGCGCUGCGCCCCGCGCCCGCUGUCCGUGCUGCUGUCGCACUCCGCUACGCACUUCUAGGCGCAUCAUAUCAAAUCAAUCAAAGACUUUUCAACGUGUAUUUUGAAUACGGGACUUCCCCGUAUAUCUCGACGUUUUAAGUA